CGGAAGUGAGAUCGAUAUCAACAACCUAGGUUACAAGUUAGUGAAAACUUUACUUCACUCGAAAGCGAAAAGCUUCCCAAGUUUCAAAGAAGAUUAAAACAAUGCCGUGAGAUUUACUGGUACGUUAUGGGUGAGGCAUUUUUCCAGCGUGUCGUCGAAGUGGAGUGUUAUCUGCUCGAACUCAGAGGCUAGUUUAGCAGCCGAAGCAGCUAAGUUGGCUAACUUUUGUCAGCUGACUUAUGUGAAUUCAUUUUGUCAGUAGCAGUAUGUAAACAGUAGACUAAUAUGCACAGGCGUAGCUCUGCGUUUGCAUUUAACAAGGUUGCAGGUGUAGCUUGGUUGUAUGCUCGCUGUCGUUGACACGUCCAGGAAGUUUUUAUGCGGCACUGACAGAGCAGUGCAGUUUGCAAUGGUGCUGCAGCUGCUCCCACCUGUCAACUAGCUGGCCCCUCUCCUCCUCUUCUCCUAUGGCUCACUGCGGCUCCUCCGAGCCGAACGCUAAGGUACAGACUCCCCGUCCUGCGGAAAGCAUCGCGUCCUCGCAGGGCAGCGUCGACCAGAGCAUGAAGCCGGUAUUGUUCGAGAUCUUCGGCGAGAUGUGGACCGUCGAGUCCAGGCUUGGCCAGGGAGUCUCGGCCUCGGUGUACAGGGUCAGCUCUGGCAGAGCCACCACUGCUGCUGUCAAGGAGUUUCAGGCAGACACUCAGGGAGGAGACUACGGGUAUCACAAGGAGAGGACCGUGCUGGAAGACAUCCAGGGACACAAAAACAUAGUCACUCUGUAUGGGGUGUUCACCAACCACAGCUGUAUGGGUGUUGCUACCCGCUGCCUUCUUCUGGAGCUCCUGGAUGUCAGUGUGUCUGAGCUGUUGGUGAGAGGAAGCAGUGGCACUCAGGGUGGUAGAUCACAGCAGGGUCACUCUAUGUGGCUAGUCCAGCAUUGUGCCAGAGACAUCCUGGAGGCCCUCGCCUUCCUUCACAGAGAGGGCUACGUCCAUGCUGACCUCAAGCCACGCAACAUCCUCUGGAGCGCUGAUGAUGAGUGCUUCAAGUUAAUUGACUUUGGCCUCAGCUUUAAAGAGGGAAACCAGGAUGUCAAGUACAUUCAAACAGACGGCUACCGAGCUCCAGAGGCUGAGCUUCAGAACAACCUUGCUCAGGCCGGUGUAGAGGUGGAGGGGGACUCUGGCUGCACGUCUGCAAUUGACAUGUGGAGCCUCGGUAUUAUCCUGUUGGAGAUGUUCUCAGGAAUCAAACUUAAAGACACUGUCCGCUCAAAGGAGUGGAAGGAUAACUGUGCUGCCAUUGUAGACCAUAUUUUUGCAAGCAACAGUCUGAUGUACCCUGCCAUCCCCGUCUAUCACCUCAGAGACCUUAUCAAAAGCAUGCUUCUCAACAACCCAAAGCAAAGAUGCACAGCUGAAACUGCCCUGCUGAGCCCAUUCUUCAGUAUCCCCUUUGCUCCUCACAUUGAGGACCUCGUCCUGCUGCCUUCUCCUGUCCUGCGUCUGCUAAACCUGAUAGAUGACAGCCAUCUGCACAACGAGGAAGAGUAUGAAGACAUCCUGGAGGACAUGAAAGAGGAAUGCCAGAAGUACGGCUCAGUGGUUUCUCUGCUCAUCCCCAAGGAGAAUCCGGGGAAAGGACAGGUCUUUGUUGAGUAUGCCAACUCCAGUGACUCCAAAGAGGCUCAGAGGCUGCUGACGGGCCGCACCUUUGAUGGGAAGUUUGUUGUUGCCACUUUCUAUCCUCUCAGCGCCUAUAAAAGAGGUUACUUGUACCAAACUGUGCAGUGAAGUCCUAAAGCUUGAGUUUAUACCUCUGCACUGUUUGCAUGAAAAAAACUCAACUGCAUAGAGCACCAUAGGGGGGCUUGUCUUUUUCUCCCAAUAGAUAUGCAGCUAAUUUUGAGUUAAUGCGUGUAGUAAAACUUGGGCAUGUUAUCCAUGUAGUUUUCAAGAGCACAUCCAGUGUUUCAUGCAGAGUGUAAACUAAAGACUUUGAUUCUGCUGCCUCCAGUCUGUGCAUUACUCUUAUCAAUGCACAACCUUUUAGUGCUUUAAGGUAACCUACACCUUUAUUAUUUUAGAACUCUGAACAGAACUUUAUAAUCUGGCCUCCAGAGUUCACAUUCAAACUACCAUUUCACUGUCAGUUAUUCACAGAAUUUCACAGACUUCAUUAUAAGGAUAUUAAACCUUCCAUUAUUAGGGUUGCAAAGUAAAAGCCUUUGUUAAAUAAUAAUGUUAGGAAUGGGACUCAUCCUUGAGGGCUAAAUAGUUGCAUCUCCUUGAUAAAGUGUGAGUGAAACUCCAAAUAUCAUCACUUGAAUCAGGGAUGUGAUUAUGAACAUGUAGCAUGAUGACAUUGAUCUCCCAGCAGUCAUGAGUGGGGAAAAACUUUUGUCAAAUAAGAGUUUCCUGUGGCAGAAUAAUAUUCUAUCCUUGUUAUAUGAGUAAUGUUCUUAUGUUAAUGUUCCUUAUUUAUAUUAGUUGUGUAGAUUUAAGUGAUAAGUAACAAUAUGGUACAGCAGGAUCUGCAGUUAUCCUCUGCUGGCUCCUCAGGCAGGUUUCAGGGAUGAUGCCUUUAGUUGGUAGUCGUAACACACUAAUUGACUCUCUGUUGUUACCGGAGCAGAGCUGAGGGCUUCUAAUGUCCUGCCCAAGCCUUAUGUUUUCUAACUUUUUGUUUGCAGAAUGUCUAAGAGUGAGAGCAUAAUUAUUGUUAGUUUCUAUGCUCCCAUUUACUUUGUGUUUGGUGUUUGACUGCAACACUGAAAGGGCACAUAAAGACAAUAACACUUUGAAUACAUGCUGAAAAUGGGCAGAUAUAUUAAAGAUGUGUCAUCAGAAAGUGAUGCAUGAAUUGUUUGGAGUGCUUUAUCCAGUAGGAAGAAGACUCUCUGAACAAACAACAAAAUGAACAAAUUAGCUUUAAUUCUCUCUUAUUUUUCUUACCAAGUUUAUUUAACUCUGUGGAAUAUGAAUUUGACUAAGCUGUGUAUUGUUGUGUUUUCUUUUUGCAAUUGCCAGUUUACACGCUUGAGUGUUCAUCCGUCAUGUAGGAAUUUAAAGCCACUGUAUGCAAAACAUUUAGGGUGUUUGUCAGAUAUUACUAACAGCUCAUGUUGUUGCUGUACAAAACAAAGGCAGUCGCGAUUUGAGCUGGUGCAGUCUGUUUGUCUCCAAAGUCAGAGUUGUCAAAUCCUUCAUAUAGUAGCUUUAAAGAGUGACUAGCAGGAGCUAAAGAGAGACUAUGCAGCAGUUUGUGUACUGACCAGAGAGAAGUAGGGACAUUUUAUAUAAUUGUUGUGUUUGAACUGACUCUCUCGGUCUUUCAAAAAAAUUUCUUGAGAAACUACAGCAAUUAAAUUUAAAUAUAGUGAGUUUAAUGAAUCAGCAUAAAUGUAAUGAAUUAUGCAGUCUUGAAACGAAUUAAAUUGUGUGGUUCUUGAAUGACUUUAAGACAGAUUAACUGUAGAGUCGCGUGAUUGUGUUUGAUAGCAGCCCGAGAGCCAACCUGCUUGGCAUUUACCGUAUGAAAAUAUUUUUGGGCGUUUUGCCUUUAUCUAACAGAGACGGCUGCAGAAUGACAGGAAAUGUUGAAGACAGACAGAUGGAGAGAGAGAUAGAGAGAGAGAGAGAGAGAGAGAGAGAGAGAGAGAGGGUGUGACAUGCAGAGAAGAGGCCAGGUUGGACCUGUACUCAGGCCACUAGGAAUGACUCUGCCUUAAUGGUUGGCACUAUGAUAGGUGAGCAGCAUGGAUGUAUUAUUCAGAUCUGGAUACUUCACUCACUUCAAAAGUUUGUCAACAUUAUUGGCCUUUUUUUUUUGGUAUGCAAUUCUAGUUUCUCCCAUUUAUUCUGGAUGAGUAGGACCUGAUAAUUUUAAAAGUUCAGCUUUGUCUUUGAAAUUUUGAGCAAAAAUGAUUUCAAAUCAGCACAAUUAUCUAACAUCUCAAAGAAACCACCUAAAACUUCUGUGAAAAACUCUUAAACAUAUUUUCAAAGUUUCCCAUAAAACUACCCCAAAAUGUGUUAAAAUACUCUUCAAAUGUUUCAGUGAAACUUUAUCAUAAAGCCAAAUUUUUUUUAAGAUUUUCCCAAGGAUUCCAUAUAAAUUCCUGAAAUUUCUCAAAAAGUAACCCAAAAUCUUAACACAAAUUCCCCCAAACAAAUCCCCUAAAAUUUCCAUGAAAUCUGAAACCUGAAAUCUGACACCUUCUCUAUCAAUUCCUAAUCAAAUUCCCAAAAUUAAAGAAUAAUUUCCCAAGUAUUCUUGAGAAUACCUCAAAGGUUCACAGUCAAUUUCCCCCCAAAGUUCAACUUGAAUUCCCAAAAAUUACAAAUUCAGAAUUCCCUCUGAAAAACUUUAAAUGAAACUCUAAAAAAAUACAAAAAACCCAAAACUUCCCUGAAAAUUCUUGCAAAUUUCCAAUUUAUAUUCCACCAAAUUUCUCUGAAAAUUGCUCAAAUUUCAUAGCAAAUUCUCCCAGUAUGUCAAGUGAAUUACUCAAACUUAAGCGGACAUUCCAGACAUUUAACUCAAAAAUCUACUAGUAUAAAUUAAAACUAUGUUGUAGGACAGCCAAAAUGUAAUGUCCUCAUGUACAUGCAGUUUCUUAGGAGGUAAUAGAUUUCUCCAUUAAAGUGUUGAUUGAGCACCUUAACAUGCAUGCAAUGAAAUUAAGAUCAUUAUGGAAACUAUUGACAUUACAAAGAAGUAACCGCAGAAAUAACAACCUUUUUGGUAAUGUGUGCCAGACUUGUACAAUUCUCAACUCGUAAAGCAUCAGGACUUAUAAUUUUCCUCCACAUGAGCAAUCGCAACCCAAGUUGAAAAAAAAAAAAAAAUCAACCGCUGACACUAAGUUAAGGAAAAAUGUCUGCAUCUUAGGUGAAAGAAUACCUGACUGAACAGAGAGAAGUACGGAAAAAAACAAACAUAUUUAAGUGGACAGAGUUGUAAGCAUACAUUUUAUUUUACUACUACAGAAACUGAGAAUUUAACUAAAACCAGUAGUAGUAGUCAUUUCAGUGCUCAACUAAAAAAAUGUUUCUUAAUCAUUAAGACAUUUGAGAGAGAAAAACCUACCUGUUGUACUUUUAAAGUAUUACUUGUUUUUAUUUAAAACAUGAUAAUAGAAAUAAGAGGCAUGGAUACUUAUUUAUAAAUUGACUUUAACGUGAAAGUUUUAAAAAAUUAGAAAAACUGAAUCAAUUACUGUGAUAUGUGCUGUAUCAUUGUAUCCCUACUGGACUGAAUAGCUGCCCUCUUUUGGAUCAGGUGUCCAGAUCUAAAUAUUACAUCAGGCUCAGUGUUUUUGCUGUGGAAUAUUUUUUUGUAGUAGAACUAGUCUUCUUUUUUCACUGGCAUUUUUGUUCUUUUGUCUUUUCCUAAUAAGACGUCAAAGAUGUAGUACCCCCACCCUAUCACAGAUAAACAUUAGGCAGUUUCUGCACAAGUGCCCUAUGACAUUCAAGAUAGCUAACUAACCAAAAUGCUGCUAUAAAAACGGGUUGUGCUACACCAACAUGCAUUGCUUCCUUAUGUAGCCUGAACCGUCUCAUAUGCCUUAGAGAGUAAUCUCUUCCCAGCUGAUGUAGUUCUGCUCAAUGACAAAACUAACUGUUUGAGUGUCUUCGUAAAGAUAAGUUCACAUCUUAAUCUGAUUUAUGGCUAUUACAAUUGAUAAUGACAAUGUUGGAUUUAUUCUGCUGUUAAUCACAGAGUUUGAUAAAACUGAUAGCAUUAGACAAGGGAAGAAGGUCAGCAAAAUGACUCAGUUUAGCUGCGAUUUCAAUCAUGGAUACUUAAGUUUACUAUUGUUAGCUAACAUGAGACAGCACACUGACAGUUUAAUUAUAAAGUCUGGUGUGUGGAGACUUCAAACAGGUUAACUCCUGUUGUAAGCACAAGUAUGUAGUUCACCACUUUCUAAAUGGCUAGCGUCUUUAGCGUACCUGAAAGAUCUUCACAAGAAAUGAGAAAAUAUUUGAUAUUCACGGAUGUGCAAAUCAUCCUUUUCCUGUGACCAAUUUACCAAAUAAUACGCGGUUCCCUCCUUGUUUAAAAAAGUAUUUGAAAUCUUGUAAAUGAUGGAGAGAAAGCUGUUGUGUGGUAUUAUAUAAAAGCCUAAAAAAAUGUAUUUUUCUAUAGAUUUUAUUGGUUUGUGCCUAGACUGUGAAUUCCAAAGGUUCCACUCGACAGUGUAGCUGGCCUAAAAAUCUUAGCAGUGCUGAAUCAUCAGUGGUACGUAUGCUUGAUUGUCAGUGUUGUUAGUUUGAAACCAAUUACAAAAAUGUGUUUAAAUCUAAAGAACACAUUUUCUUCCACAACUGAUUGAUAUUUUUAUAGUUUGUGAAAGAGCUGGUACAGAAAAUGGAUGUGUCCAGAUAUUCCUUUAGGGCCUUUGAAGUUUGUUUUGGUGUUUGAAUUUUAUUCAGAAUAUAUUUCGCAUAAGCGUUUCAUUCUGUAGCUUGUAAAGCAAGGAGAGUUUGACACUGCUACAAGACGACACCCUCUUAUUGUGAGACGACAGUGCAUGAUGACCAAUAACUGUGUGAGUUGUGCUGCUGUUUACAUACUAAGCAGAUGUGUAAGUGUGUAGGGAUGGGAAUCAAGAACCGGUUCCAAUCGGUUCAGUCUGUCGAUAUCAUUUACGUUUAAUCUUCACAAUUCCCUAAUCGAUGCCUUACUUCAAGUUGCGGUCAGCACAAACAAGAACAGAGAAGUCGAGGAAGCAAACAUCUUAGACCGUCACAAAAAGUGGUUUAAUUUCUCAAAAAAAAAAAAAAAAUGACACAAUCAGCAUGAUGUACAAUUUCUGUUUGACUGUAAUUUCAUGAAAGGCAUGCAUCUUUUGGCACAAGAGCUGUUAAUUUUUUACAGGAUUUCAGUUUACUUUUUAUAUGUCCAGGAAUCUAGGUUCCAGAGACUGCGUUUAUAUUUAUUUUAAGUUUUUAUCUUUUACAUGAAAUUAGCAGUAGUGUUGUUUUCUAACUCAAGUUCACAGACUGAAUGUCCAGAAAGCAGUUUGUUACCUCCGCCAAGGAGGUUAUGUGAUUGGCAGGGUUUGUUAGUUUGUUAGUUUGAUUGUUAGCAACAUAACUCAAAAAGUUAUGGAUGGAUUUUGAUGUAAUU
Molecule: messenger RNA, 7143 nt
Organism: Cheilinus undulatus (humphead wrasse)
Lineage: Eukaryota; Metazoa; Chordata; Actinopteri; Labriformes; Labridae
Gene: uhmk1
Product: U2AF homology motif (UHM) kinase 1
Exons: 9
Coding region: 468-1796 (442 amino acids)
Biological process (GO): regulation of protein export from nucleus; peptidyl-serine phosphorylation; positive regulation of translational initiation
Cellular component (GO): neuronal ribonucleoprotein granule; nucleus
Molecular function (GO): protein serine/threonine kinase activity; ribonucleoprotein complex binding; ATP binding
Source: RefSeq, a predicted model, not a curated record